This is a messenger RNA of Nezara viridula (southern green stink bug), 2030 nucleotides long. Lineage: Eukaryota; Metazoa; Arthropoda; Insecta; Hemiptera; Pentatomidae. The record is from the annotation of a GenBank genome assembly.
AUGGCUGAUCCAGACCGGGAAGUCGAUAAUAUCGCUGGUGUCAGGCAGCAGGUACACCAGUACUGGUAUGAAGCCAUUAUGGAGCAGCUGGGUCCAGAGAUUAGACAUCAUCAGGCGGAACUGGAGACCGGCAGAUCGGCUGAUGCACUGCGAAGGGUAGGUGGAGCUACAAGCCGUGGUGAAGGCAAUCCACCUAGGAUUCCCUGUUCUCGAUAUAAAGAGGACCCUAAAGAAUUGGCAGCCAGAGGUGGCUACACUGCAACAAACGUCGAAGUAAUAACAGAAGAUGGUUACAGCCUUUGGAUGCACAGGAUAGGCAAUAAUAACGGUCCUCCAGUUUUAUUCCAACACGGUAUAUUUGUCACAAGUGAAUCCUGGAUAUUACGAGGAAGGAAAAAAGAUCUUGGUACGACAGUGUUCUUGGCAAUGACCUCCUCGAGGCCUGAGUACAACUCCAAGGUACGAGCUGCAGUUCUCCUGUCGCCUGUUGCAUUUCCUCCCACGUUAGAGGAGAUGUCGCCUCUUUUUCAGAUGCUGUUGAAAAAUGCAAACGUGAUCUAUAGAGGUUUAGUUCUAAUGGCUCAGCAUUAUUUCGUUUUGCGAACACCAGAUAGGAUCAAAUCCCUCAAACUUUUAUGCGGCGAACAAUCCGCAAUGCAAACUCUGUGCAUGGAUUUAUUGGGAAUAUUUGCAGGUGAACACAAGUCUAAUUUAGAUAAGUCAAUAAAGAGGCUUUCCGAUUCCUUACCGAAUGUGAUAUUUUCUAAACCAGUGCCGGAUCCUUUAUUCACCCACCUCGACAUGCUUCUGGGAUUGAAUAGUGGCAGAGUUUUAUAUCCUGAUAUUAUUAAUUUAUUUAAAUCUCUGUGGUUCACGAGGUGAUUGCAUCAUCCUACUUGUGGUGCGAUACCGUCGCUAAAGCUGAGAGCGACACAUGAAGACUGCCUCAUUAAAAACGAUUCGUUACGUUUUUGGAGGAUAAUUUAUGAUAAGGAUUUUAAUUUUAAUUAUUUAUUUCGUUAUAUUAUUUUAUAUAAGAAAGAGGGAAACAUUACACUGUAAAUGCGUUUCGAUAGUAGGAAUAUUCUCUAUAAGUAGUGGUAGUAAGAACAAUUUCAGGUACAGAGUCGCUAUUAGCUGAGCUUUGGUUCAAUGCAAAGUCAGUAGCUCUCUUCUGUUCAGUAUUUCGUUCUUGUUUUAUUUGUGUAAUAAUAUUAAUAUCGUCCAUACAAUGGCAAACUAUCGAAUCUGAAAAUCUCCACUCUAAUUCCUAUAAUAAUUUAAUUUCCAUACGAAUGUCUGCUUUUAUGAAUGUUUGAAGAUUUUGUAAUCGCUGUUUAAAAAUAUUUAAUUACAAUUACAAUCAUUAGAAUGCAGGAUUGAAAAAAUUGCAUUUUUUAUAUUCGAUAGUUUGCAGUUGUAUCGACGAUAUGCCUUAAUAGUUAUUAAAUAACAUUUUACAAAAUUAAAUAUCUAGAUGUUUAUUUUAAUAAAUGGGUAUUUUCCCUCUGUAAUAUCAAAACAUUUUACUCUUUCAUUAUUUCUAACAUACAUAUAAUAUAUUUUGGGUUAUCGUGCUGCAUUUCACGAGUUGAUUCAUCAACAAUGAUUGAAAUUCGUGUGUAUUUGAAAGCUUUAAUCCAACACAAGUGUAUUGAUUUUCUUGUUAUUGAUUUUCGCAAUAAACCAAAGAUGUUUUAAAGCUAUGAAAUAGAAAUUGUCUCCCAUAGAGUAAGCCUGUAUGUUUAUGGCCAUUCUUCCUAUAGCCUGAAAUAAUUAAUUAUGUUACCAUAAUUAGAGUAUUAUAUUAAUUAUAAUAUAAUAUUGUUAAGUAUGCUGAAGGAUUCUUGCUGUGAUAAAAUUUAGUAUAAUGUUAUCUUAAAUUAAUAAACAAUUUUAAGGAUAGUCAAAUAUUUGGUAUUUUAUAGUUAAUAAUUUUCAAUAAACAACCAUGCUAAUUAAUAUAGUAUUAAUACACUAAUACAAAAAAAAAAAUCCCUUUCCCUCAAUAUUUUAAAGGAAUCCAUCCG